CCACUACUGCCUCCGUGUCGUGCUGGUAGCCGGUUGUCCGCCAGGCGGCGCUGUCCCCGCACACUCUGCUGCCGGAGCAGGUGCGCCGAGGUGAGGCAGCGCGGAGGGUUUCGGCUGUUUCCGUCGCGGCUCGGCAGUGAACCGCUGUGGAUGUGGGAAUGCGGUUGCCGGAGGCAGCGGGCAUUGCUGGACACUCGGCGGAGAUGUGCGUACGGAAACCGGAGCCCUCAGCGGUUGGCGGUCGUCCAAGUUAACGGGCUGUUUUUGGGGGAUGUGGGCGGCAGCGCCGGGCGGCUGCGUGUCGGUCGCUGUGGGGUUUAUUUUCUCCCCUAUUUUUUCCGGGGGAUUUUCUAUCGGAAUGAGAGGCAAGCCAAAAAGGAUUCCCCAGCACUAUGGAGCCACGCACUGCAGGCAGCUGUGAAAGGUGACGGUAAAUGAAAAGCAUCUGAGCCUCAACUGUAAACGUUUACCUGGUGCUGCUGCACAUUGGAGUUACAAUACGUAACAGCAUCAAGAUCUACAAAUGUUCCACAAUUGUGGAGUUUGUGAAGCCAACAGCAGCAUCAUGUUCUACGGUUCUUCCUCGGGGGCCAGUAUGUCCCUCCCGUCCAAGAGCCGCCUGAAACGCCAGAGCAGGACCUUCACACAGGUCCUGUACCGGACUUUGAGUUACAGGGACCGCGUCCCAGUGGAAACUGGAACAAACACUCGUGGGGACCGGCGCUCGACGACUGAACCCCCAGAGCGACCGGCGGACGACCCCGCUGAACUCUCCACGCAGAGCUCGGCCCCCGGGGUGCUGAAGAUCUUCGGAGACGAGAUCUGUGCGGGUGCCAACUACAAGAGCGUCCUGGCCACGCCGCGCUCCAGCGCCCAGGAGCUGGUCAAAGAGGCACUCGAUCGUUACUCUCUCAACAAGAACGCCGCCCACUCUUACGUCCUGUGCGAUGUGAUCGGGCGCUUGGAGGGGGGAGGCGGGAUAGGAGGGGGGGGGUGGCGGACUGAAUGCCUGCGUGCGCUCGGGGACAACGAGAAGCCGCUGUUGCUCCAGGAGCUGUGGAAACCCCGAGAAGGACACGCUCGCAGGUUCGAGCUGCGCAGGAGAGCAGAGGUGGAAGAAUUCAACGCCAAGGAGAAGGACACCAUCACUGCUGGGCCCAAAACCUCCCAAUUCCUGGCGGCUCUAAUGGGUCGGUCUGGGCUGGGCAAACACAGGAGCUCCCCCCUGCGGUGCGGUCGAGCGGUACAGUCCAGCUCUAAAGAUAUUAAUGCUCAGGCUCGUAAGCUCCAGAGGAACAGGGCAAAGGGGACGCUCACCCUGCCCCGGUCCAGCAACUCGUCCUUCUGCCGCAGCCUCAGUGAGACCAGCCUCAACCAGCUGGGAGUGGGAGAUGAGCCCAAGCGUUAUUACUCCACCCUGCCAGGGCCUUUAAGGGGUCGUGAGGCGGUCUCUAGUGGACGGAGGAAAGAGGAGGGGAGUCAGGGAGGAGGAGGGGUGAGGCACUCGCUUUACCAGUCCCCUCACCUCCUGCUGCUGCAGGGGUAUAACCGGCAGGACUGUUUGGUGUACCUGCUGAACAGAGAGCAGCACACAGUGGGGCAGGAGACGCCAUCAGCUCGCCCCAACAUCUGCCUCUUCUCUCCCGACAUCCUGCCCCUGCACUGCCGCCUGCGCCGAGUCCCCGCACCCCGUCGCCACGCCAACAACAACAACAAGGGAGAGGAGGCGGACAGUCAGCGGUUCUGUGUUGCCGUCGAGCCGGUGCUCCACGCCACAGUCCUGGUGAACUUUUCCCGCUGCGAGCGCUCCACCACGCUGCGACACGGUGACCUCCUCUCCUUUGGAGCGCAUUACAUCUUCCUGUACAAGGACCCCACGGGCGCUAAGCCUUUGCCCGCUCAGACUUUGGCACGCCUUCGAUCCCUGGGGCAGCUUUACGAUGUCGGAGUGGAGGAGGGAGAGGGCGGCACUCAGACUUGUAAGAUGUGUGGUUCUGUGCUGAAGGACAGAGCAGCGCAGGUGUCAAGUGUUCCCGCAGUCAGACGCAGCUUCAAACCUCACCUGGUGAAACCUCGCAGCGGGGGGACGGCAGCAGGAGGGCCGCUUGGUUUGUCAGGAGGGGAAGGAGGAGGAGGAGGAGGAGGAAGAGGAAGAGGAGGAGGAGGAGGAGGAGGAGGAGGAGGUGGUGGAGGAGGUGGUGGAGGAGGAGGUGGAGGAGGAGGAGGAGGUCAGAAAAGGAGGCUGCAGCUGGACUUUGACCAGGCUCAUGAAGACCAGCUGUUGAACAGGAUUGUGUCUCUAAUAGAACCUGGAGGAGAUGACCACAAGCUGACGCCUGCCUACCUGCUGUGUCUGUGCAUACAACACUCUGCCUCAACAUUUCCACCGGGGAGCUUUGGAAAACUGCUACUCAAGAUUGUUCGACGAAUCCAGUCUAUUGCAUGGGAGAAGACAAAGGAGCUGGCUCAGAAGCAAGCUCAGCAUGGCCAGGACCCGGCCUCCCUGUCUCUACUCAGCAUCUCAGACCUGAUCCCAGACCUGCAGACCAUCUUCUUCUGGAUGUCCAACUCCAUCGAGAUCCUCUACUUCAUACAGCAAAGAGCGCCAGCGUACACACACAGCAUAGAGACUCUGCAAGGGUCAAAGGAGUCGUUGCUAUCGGCGACCAUAUCAGCCAAUGAGGAGGCGAUGACUAUCUUGGAAGAAGUGAUCAUGUACACUUUCCAACAAUGUGUCUACUAUAUCACCAAGGCUCUUUAUGUAGUGUUACCAGGUUUGUUGGACUGUAAUCCAUUCCCAGUCGACAGCUCUGAGCCGUGCUGGAAAGGAGGUGUAGGGUUUCCUGAACCUGUGCGGAGGGUCCUGCAGGUGUUUCAGAAUGGCCAGGAGCUUUUGCAGGGCUACCAGGUUCACCCGGAGAUCCAGGCUCAGAUGUUCGCUUAUCUCUUCUUCUUCUCCAACGUGUCGCUGUUUAACCAGCUAAUGGACAAAGGUCCGUCUCGGGGCUGGUUCCAGCGCUCCAAGGUGUUGCAGAUUCAGGCGUGUUUGCGGAUGGUCAUGGAGUGGGCGAGCAGGUCCGGUCUUGGACAUCUGGCUGACAAAUUCUUCACCAAACUCAACAGCACUGUGUCCGUACUGGCCACGCCCCCACAACAGCUCACACAGUUGAGUUGGCGAGCUUUGUCCAGUGAGCACCCGGCUCUGAAACCUGUCCAGCUGCACAGGAUUCUCACUCAGUACCAGCUCACAGCAGAGAUAGGCCCCGUCCCCACAUGGCAACCCAGCAGCGAGGACGAAGCAUAUAUAUACAGAACAGUGGACCUCCUGGAGAGCUUUGAGAACCACCCUCCCAUAGUGCUACCCAGUGCCGGCUUCAGAGUGGACCUGGACAGCGAGUGUGUGGAGGACAGCAUCUACCGACAGCUGCUCUACAUCCGCCACUACCUGUGGGGGCUGCGCACCAAGACGCAAACACACACCAACACUCCCAGCGUGCACACACACUCCAAUGGCACCAACACAGCUGACUGGCCCGACGUUCAGAGGGAGUUGUUGCCUCCGGCCCACAGCAGUCCCCGCUCCGGAGGUCCUGUUGACGAGGCAACGGCAGAGACUGGAGAGGAGAGAGGACGGGACAGACCCCCAGGCCAGUCACACACACACAGCCUCAGGAGGAACGGCACCAACCACCACACUCGGACUGCAAAUCCAGACCCGUCCUGCCUGCUGACCCCUCCCCACACCCCGCUGUACCCGGAAGGAGGAGGAGGGCCGACCAAAGGUCAAAACCCCCAGACUAACGGCUGCACCAGCAGAACUGUGACAGAGUGUAAAAAGGCCAACGGACUCAUCACUAAUGGACUGGAAGGGUGUAUUAGUGGGUGUGAGUUUCCUUUCCCUGUAUCCUCCCCUGGCGCCCCUCCCCUUCCUGAUGACUUGUGUGUGGUGUUUGUAGUGGAACUGGACAAGGGACCCUACGGACUGGGCAUGGGACUCAUAGACGGCCUGCACACUCCUCUCAACGCUCCAGGCAUUUACAUCCGGACUCUGAUCCCUGACGGACCUGCUGCCUCCGAUGGCAGACUGAGGAUUGGAGAUCGUAUCCUGGCUGUGAACGGGACCAGUCUGAUUGGAGCAGACUACCAGAGUGCGGUGGAUCUGAUUCGUCUUGGAGGAGGUCGCCUACGUUUCCUAGUGGCCAAGUCCGAUCCCGACGUCUCAGAGAAGAUCAGUGCCUCCUCUUGCUGACCAUCUCAGAGCAAGACACACACAACACGACGAGACAAGACUACAGAGAUAGACCAGCAUGACAACGACAGAUACAGAUGUGUGCACUGACAAACAGCGUACACGCGAACACACAACCUUGCGUACAUACGCGGCAUGAAAUACGAAUGUGAAACCUAGCAACAGCACAAAGCCAAGUAAUCAAAGUGGAGAUAACGCUCCAUGACUCCACUCCACAGCUGCCAGACCUGCUUCCCUCACGCUGACUCCUACUGGGUUUGUGUGACAGACAGAAUCCCUAACCCACCGCGACAUCAAAGGAAUAUGCUGCGAGGAAAAGUUGCCUAAUUAAUCAGCGUUUGAGGGAAGCAAGAUCUAACCAGCCAGAAUGCAGUCUGAUGUGGUUUAAAGCACAGUAGAUUGUAGGGUUUUAAUCUCUCUUCAGUCGGCGCCCGGAGCAUGUGCGCUCAGUGGACUUUUUCCACCUGUAUUUUAGAAUAAUUUGUAUUAGUAAUUCAGACAUUAAGUAGCAUGGUAAAAUAGCUACCCAGCUCUCAGACAAAGGGACUCUGAAACUGAAAAUGUACCUGUACGAUUCUAAAAGCAUUUGCAGACAAAUAAGAAGAAUCCUGGAUGUUUUACACAGUGCUUUAAAAGUGGAAUGUUUUAUAAUCCUGUUUGUUAGCAACUCCCAAAGUACUAUCACCAUCUGCUCAACAUUAAAGAUUGUCUAUGAAUGUUGACUUUUGUACUGGAGACUGGGUGAAAAAAAGAAGAGGAAGCAAACUCGAGACAGACAGCCCAGCUCCCCCAUUCAACCUCCUCAUUGGACUUUAUACCUCCACUGGAAGAGCUGUCGAGGCUCGACGUGCACAGCGGAUGUGCAGCUGUUGUGAGACAUUGUUUAUUCAUUUCUGGAUCAUCAAGACAACAUGCUUCACUCCAGAGUUUCUGGUGCACAAUCCUGGUGUGUAUAAACCACACUUUUGUUGUGAAUAUAUGCUGUAUGUAUCUGGUUAUGAGGUGUAAAUAGUUGUUUGUAUAUAUAUUUAACACCUGGUCACAUAUUGUUUGGACAUUUAAAAGAGAAACUGCAUUUUGGGAACUACUCAAUCAUUUUUUUUCUGAAAUAUGUUGGUCACUUAAAACUAAAACCUACUGAUGGAAAAAGAGAAACUUUUUGUUUUGUUUGGAAUGGCAGAAAUAUAGGUAUGGAUUGUGAUUUUUUAUUUUAUGUCAUUAAGUUAAAGUGCUAUGAACAGGAAUACAAUCUGUUAACUAUAGAGUACUGCUCACACAGGAUGUUAGCUGCACUUCUGCUUAAAGGGGUUUAUAUUUUACUUCUAGUGUUAUCUCAACACGCAGAUGGCUUUUCUUAGGUUUUGAGAUACUCGUCUCUGAGUUGUCCGUCUCCUGGUUGCUCACAGCAAUGACAAAUAUCAUUCAACAGCCUCGUUUUUGCAAACAUAGUGUCUUAGUUUUUCUCGAUAAUUUACCGAUCCCCAUAAUGGUUUUAUGAGGACUUGUUCUUUGAUAGAAAAUAGUCCCAAUGAAAAUGCAUUGCACCCUUUAACCUGAAGUGUUUGAGGUUAUGUGUUUAUGAAUGUAGUGUUUCUGGAUGAAGAUGCUUAAAUAACUUCAACACUGCGAGCAUGAAACAGGCUUCCAUUCACCUCCAUCGUAUUGGGAUAGAGGCAGAAAUCUCAGAGGCAUAACUAAAAAUCUAGUCAAGCAAAACCAAAACUAUCUGCAUGACCAGAUAUCAGCCAAAUCACAUGAAAAUGUGUUCUGUCUGACUCAUUAAAAGAGGCCCUAGAACAAUAGCAGGUCACUUUUAUAAAGUUAACUCAAAGCUUAGGUCACUACAAGAAAACAUGCUUAGUCAGUUCUUUGUUGCCUGGCCUUCAGUUGUGACCUCAGCUCUGUGGCGCUCCCCUGAGACGCCCUGGAUCCCCAUAUCAGGAGUAGUGACCCUCUGCCAGCCUGUGACCCGGCCCUCUGUCUGCAGCAGGAGCCCGGGCCAGACUGCUAGUGACUGCAGGGCAACUGCUGUUCAGGUUUACUAGGGCUGCAACAAAUAUGUCAAUUAUACUUCCAACGAAUCAUUGAGUAUGUAAAAUAUCCAGCAGAAAGGUCCAAAAACAAAGAGAAGUUGAACUAGGCAAUAUUUCAAAUGAAAUGAGAACGUCGUUCCUUUUUUUCCAUCAGCUUUGUUUUACUCUCCACUUUUGAUUCUGUUCAUUUCUCUGCAGUAACAUUUUAUUUUUGUGCGUUUUAAAGUUUGUAUGACAUUGACCAAUGCAUGUGAAUUCUACUAUGUUCAUUAUUUAUACUGUUAAAAAAUGAUGGUACUUAAGAAUAAAGAUUGUUGAAUACUU
Molecule: messenger RNA, 6606 nt
Organism: Centropristis striata (black sea bass)
Lineage: Eukaryota; Metazoa; Chordata; Actinopteri; Perciformes; Serranidae
Gene: radil
Product: Ras association and DIL domains
Biological process (GO): neural crest cell migration; signal transduction; substrate adhesion-dependent cell spreading
Cellular component (GO): microtubule
Molecular function (GO): GTPase binding
Source: RefSeq, a predicted model, not a curated record